Molecule: messenger RNA, 957 nt
Organism: Penicillium brasilianum
Lineage: Eukaryota; Fungi; Ascomycota; Eurotiomycetes; Eurotiales; Aspergillaceae
Source: the annotation of a GenBank genome assembly
AUGGCACCCGUCGCCAUCGCCGACUCUCCUGCCCCCACCUUCAACAAGAAUCGGGAUGGCCAGGCCCUCGAGGAACUCUCCGAUGCCAUCGACGAGGUCAACGUCCUCAAGACCAAUAUGAAGGCACAAAAGGAGAAGGAUCUGUACGAGGAAUCCGAGUUCGACAAGGGCAAGGACAAGACCGCUUUCCGCCAGUAUGAGGAUGCCUGCGACCGCGUCAAGAACUUCUACAAGGAGCAACACACCAAGCAGAGCGUCGCCUACAACCUCAAGGCCCGUCAUGACUUCCACAGCAAGACCCGCGCCGAGAUGACCAUCUGGGAGGCCAUGGAGAAGCUCAACACCCUCAUCGACGAGUCCGACCCGGACACCAGCCUCUCCCAGAUCGAGCACCUCCUGCAGUCCGCCGAGGCGAUUCGUCGCGACGGCAAGCCCCGCUGGAUGCAACUGACCGGUCUGAUCCACGACCUGGGCAAGCUUCUCUUCUUCUUUGACGCCCAGGGCCAGUGGGAUGUCGUCGGCGACACUUUCCCCGUUGGCUGUGCGUUCGACGAGCGUAUCAUCUACGGACGUGACUCGUUCAAGGACAAUGAGGACUUUGGCCACCCCGUCUACGACACCAAGUUCGGUAUCUACAGCCCCGGUUGCGGUCUGGACAAGGUCAUGCUCUCCUGGGGCCAUGACGAGUACCUCUACCACAUUGCCAAGGAGCAGUCCACCCUGCCCGACGAGGCUCUCGCUAUGAUCCGCUACCACUCCUUCUACCCCUGGCACAACGCCGGCGCUUACCACGAGCUGAUGGAUGAGCAUGACAAGGCGAUGCUCCGCGCUGUCAAGGCGUUCAACCCGUACGAUCUUUACAGUAAGAGCGAUGGUAUCCCCAGCGCCGAGGAACUGAAGCCUUACUACAUGGAGCUCAUUGAUGAGUAUUUCCCCAACAAGGUUGUCCGUUGGUAA